Molecule: messenger RNA, 786 nt
Organism: Dicrocoelium dendriticum
Lineage: Eukaryota; Metazoa; Platyhelminthes; Trematoda; Plagiorchiida; Dicrocoeliidae
Source: the annotation of a GenBank genome assembly
AUGGAAGAUAUCUGUCCGAUUCCGGAAGGGAGCAAACGUGAUGAAGACGAAGAUUUGCGCAUCAUUGCCGAAUUGAACAAUCCUCGUAUCUACAAAGAUGUACAACACGUUUUGCGACAAGAGCAACGAGUGAAACUUGCGAUCACUCGCAACAAGGCACUUCCAUUCCCGUGCAAAUGUGGUCAGUUGUGUGAAUUUGGUAACCUACUCAGUAUACUAUACAACGCGUUCGAGAAGCUAUACGAGAUGUACGAGGCAUUGCACAUGGACUACACCCUCAUUUUCCGCGCUUCUUCUUUCGUGGUGAACGGGAAAGUGGUGCAGGUGGACAGCGGGUACCAGGCAAUGGCUGAAAACCUCGGUUCCCCAGUUCCAGUGGAAAUGAAUCUAGAUGACUUUGCAUCGGACGUACGUUUGCGGCAGGAACGUAGAAAAGCUUUGGCUGAUGAAGAUAUCUGGCGAAAAACAUACGAACUGCACAUGGAGUGUGUCCGAUUGAAUAUGCUGAAAGUGGCAAAACCUGAACACGAACGUUUCAUGGAGUGGAUCGGUUCGCAUGUGUGGGCAAAUGCCAAAUGCAUUUGCUAUCACUGCGAUUACCGAGAUGCGUUGUUGUCUUACAGACAUGCGUUGCUCACCCUACAUUUGGAAUACAUGUCAAUGUAUGCGAAUUACGCUGCCCUGUUGCACAAACGAAGAGUUCAGGAGAGCAGACAAAUGACAAAAACUGUGGUCACAAGCGGUAUCCCCUCGGAUAUCAUACAAACAAUGUUCUUUGAUGGAUGA